Cornus florida is the source of this 1807-nucleotide messenger RNA. RefSeq lists its product as uncharacterized. The record is from RefSeq and is a predicted model, not a curated record. Gene Ontology annotation, biological process: microtubule anchoring at mitotic spindle pole body; protein localization to mitotic spindle pole body; mitotic sister chromatid segregation. Lineage: Eukaryota; Viridiplantae; Streptophyta; Magnoliopsida; Cornales; Cornaceae. The transcript has 6 exons. Gene Ontology annotation, cellular component: mitotic spindle; microtubule organizing center; MWP complex. Gene Ontology annotation, molecular function: protein binding. Bases 264 to 1643 code for a protein of 459 amino acids.
CACCAUCUUCAAUGUUAGUUCAAAAUUUAAACAUUCGCUUUUUACUGAACAGUUCAUAUUCACCACAGAUCCAAGAAUGUCUGUCUCAUUCCUCAAAUUAUCUGCAGAUCUUGGAUCAGCUGAUUCAACCUAGGUCUUACAUGCCCUAACAUCGCAAAUGUAUACACGUAAGUCCAGUUUUGAUGGCUGUUCACCGUCUUGAUUCAAUGGCGUUUUCCACAAGCUCACGUCUUGUUUCUUGACACUUAAAUUUUGGGUCUGUGAUGGAGUUUACCGAAGCUAAUAAACAGACUGGUCCUUGUUGUUUCUCGCCGAAUGCUCGAUUUCUUGCCGUCGCCGUCGAUUAUCGCCUCGUGAUUCGGGAUGUUCUGUCACUCAAGGUUUUGCAACUGUUCUCAUGCUUGGAUAAGAUAAGCUAUAUUGAAUGGGCUCUAGAUUCUGAAUACAUACUUUGUGGUCUUUACAAGAGACCAAUGAUACAGGCCUGGUCAUUGACACAGCCUGAAUGGACUUGCAAGAUAGAUGAAGGUACUGCUGGUAUUGCUUAUGCUAGGUGGAGCCCUGACAGUCGCCACAUACUUACCACGUCAGACUUUCAAUUGCGGUUAACAGUUUGGUCAUUGCUGAACACAGCAUGUAUACAUGUGCAAUGGCCAAAACAUGGUUCCAAGGGUGUCUCAUUCACUCAAGAUGGAAAAUUUGCUGCAAUCUGCACGAGGCGUGAUUGCAAGGACUAUAUUAACCUCAUCUCUUGUCACACAUGGGAGAUAAUGGGUGUUUUUGCCGUUGACACAUUGGAUUUGGCUGACGUUGCAUGGUCACCAGAUGAUAGUGCCAUAGUGAUUUGGGAUUCACCUCUUGAGUAUAAGGUUCUGAUUUACUCUCCAGAUGGGAGGUGUCUAUUCAAGUAUCAAGCAUAUGAAAGUGGACUGGGUGUCAAAAGUGUUUCAUGGUCUCCUUGUGGCCAGUUUCUAGCGGUGGGGAGUUAUGACCAGAUGUUGCGAGUUUUGAAUCCCUUGACUUGGAAAUUAUUUGCUGAAUUCACGCACCUAUCUACUGUUCGCUCUCCUUGUUGUGCUGCCGUAUUCAAGGAGGUUGACGAGCCAUUGCAACUUGACAUGUCUGAAUUGUCUCUAAGUAAUGAUUUUAUACAAGGCAGUUCUGAAAAUUCUCCUGAAGGACAAAUCCAAGUUAGGUAUGACGUCAUGGAAGUGCCUAUUACGUUGCCUUUCCAGAAGCCUCCUGCAGACAAACCAAACCCUAAACAAGGAAUUGGUCUCAUGUCAUGGAGCAAUGACAGUCAGUAUAUAUGUACUCGCAACGAUAGCAUGCCAACCGUUCUCUGGGUAUGGGACAUACAUCAUCUUGAAGUUGCUGCCAUCUUAGUGCAGAAAGAUCCUAUCCGGGCAGCAGCUUGGGACCCUACGUGUACACGCUUAGUUUUCUGCACUGGGAGCUCACACUUGUACAUGUGGACUCCUUCAGGUGCCUACUGUGUGAGUGUUCCAUUACCACAGUUUACCAUUACAGAUAUGAAAUGGAAUUCAGACGGUAGCUGUCUUCUCCUCAAAGAUAAGGAGUCAUUCUGUUGUGCCGCUAUGCCCAUACUGGCAGAAUCUAGCGAUUAUAGCUCGGAUGAUUGAGGUGUGUAAAUUAAUUCCAGGAUACUUAGUUUGCUAGGAUGGAACUUUGUUUUGGAAAUCUUUUGAUCAACUGCAAAGUGACUCCCCCACUCCUCUCUCCCGUGUGUUUUGAGCUGUAGUAUGUAUUUUUUGCUGAGAAUCUAGUGAUAGUUAUAGUUUUAGCA